Messenger RNA from Heterotrigona itama, 345 nucleotides. NCBI's taxonomy places the organism in Eukaryota, Metazoa, Arthropoda, Insecta, Hymenoptera, Apidae. The record is from the annotation of a GenBank genome assembly.
AUGGAACCGAUCUUCGAGUUACCACGUCCUGGUUCCGUUCCUCACGAUGCUAUGCUUCGUGUGUGUGCCACAAACCAUCAAUCUACCGCUCAUCGCGCACGACAUGAAUCUAGUGGUCGACAAUUUAUCGAUGGGCAACAUAACCAUCUCGAUUGCGCUUGUGAAGACCAUAGCUUUUUGGAUGAACGGCAAAUCUCGAAAAGUUCUAUUAUUUCUUGCGAAGCAAAACUCUAUCCGCCAUUUUUUUCUCUUGCAAGCAUUGAAGUUUCUACUCAAGUGCAUAGCCGAGGACUGGGCCACGACGGAGACGAAAACCAAACGAGAAACGAUGGUGAAGAUCGCUAG